Vigna umbellata (rice bean) is the source of this 1147-nucleotide messenger RNA. NCBI's taxonomy places the organism in Eukaryota, Viridiplantae, Streptophyta, Magnoliopsida, Fabales, Fabaceae. The record is from RefSeq and is a predicted model, not a curated record.
UCUUUUUGUCAUGUCUCAUUUCUUCUUGUAAUUUCUAAUUCUGAAAGAGAGAUUUACGCUCUUACUCACACUUGGUCAGCAUUGUCAAUGGCGCUUCACUGUCUUUCGCCCGUUUUUCCAAAACUAACUAUUUUCAGCAUGAGGGAUUUAGAUAACCCUCGUCUUCUCUAUAACCCCUUUUUCUUCAUCCUGCUUUUCUUCUCUUCCAAGAAGAAUUUCUUCCCAUUCAUCUCUUUCUUCUUUUUUCUUCCUCCCGCACUGUCUCGGCAUCAAUAUUCCUUCUUGCUUUUCACAACUAGCGCGAUUUCACCGGCAGGGCAUUUGGGAUUGUGUUUCUUUCCUUUAAUGCCCUGAGUGAUAUGUACGCUUGAAUCGACUUUCAUUUCAACACCUGCAAGCCCAGAGAAGCUGUCAACUCAAACGACACCAUGUCUGGUUCUUUCAAGCAGAAACUGAGGAAUUCCUUGACGAAAAAGGGUAGGCGAAGCAGCAAGGUCAUGUCCAUUGAAAUAGAGGAUGUCCACGAUGCUGAGGAGUUGAAAAUAGUUGAUGAGUUCCGUCAAGCUCUUAUUUUGGACGAACUACUCCCUGCAAAACACGAUGAUUACCAUAUGAUGCUUAGAUUCCUCAAGGCCAGAAAGUUUGAUGUUGAGAAAACAAAGGAAAUGUGGACUGAAAUGCUCAAAUGGAGGAAGGAGUUUGGUGCUGACACUAUUCAGGAGGACUUUGAUUUCAAAGAAAUUGAUGAAGUUUUGCAAUAUUAUCCCCAAGGACACCAUGGAGUGGACAAAGAGGGAAGGCCUGUAUAUAUCGAGAGACUAGGCCAAGUCGAUGCCGGGAAAAUGAUGCAAGUCACAACCAUGGAUCGCUAUAUCAAAUACCAUGUAAAGGAGUUCGAGAGGACAUUUGAUGUGAAGUUUGCAGCUUGUUCGAUUGCUGCAAAGAAGCACAUCGAUCAAAGUACAACUAUCCUCGAUGUGCAGGGAGUGGUAAGAGAAAUAGUUAAUCAUAUGCGCCAAGAAUGAAGUCAUAAUUUAUUAAAAAAAAUUGGCAUUUCAACAUAGCGUAGCUUAAAUGAGAAAAUGUUAAAAGCCGAGAGAUAGUAUUUUAUCGGAUUGAAAAUGAAUCCUAACAUGAAUAGCAGAGA